Molecule: messenger RNA, 676 nt
Organism: Phlebotomus argentipes
Lineage: Eukaryota; Metazoa; Arthropoda; Insecta; Diptera; Psychodidae
Gene: Bin1
Product: histone deacetylase complex subunit SAP18
Exons: 2
Coding region: 119-547 (142 amino acids)
Biological process (GO): negative regulation of DNA-templated transcription
Cellular component (GO): nucleus
Molecular function (GO): transcription factor binding; transcription corepressor activity
Source: RefSeq, a predicted model, not a curated record
GUGUUUAUGGUACUAUUCGUUAGAGGCGCUGUAAGGUGUUGUCAAGAAGGUUUUCGGUUGUUCGUGCACGAUAUAUACUGUUUUUUAUUGAUUUAUUCUCUUUCGGCGUCAAACACCCAUGAUGACUGGUGUGGAGUCAAUGAUAGUGGAGGAAAAACAAUCUCCGACGAAAGUAGUAGACAGAGAAAAGACAUGCCCGCUUCUCCUGAGAGUUUUUUGCUCUACCGGAAGGCACCAUUCUGCUGCUGAGUAUGCCCAUGGAAACGUUCCAAGCAAUGAGUUGCAGAUCUAUACCUGGCAAGAUGCAACACUACGUGAAUUGACCACCUUGGUGAGAGACGUGAAUCCGGAGACUCGUCGGAAAGGUACAUACUUUGAUUUUGCCCUUGUCUAUCCUGAGAGGGGCCAAUAUCGCAUGCGAGAAAUUGGGGUUACUUGCUCCGGAGCCAAAGGGGCUGACGACUCUAAGACCCUACACCAGGCCAAGUUUUGCAUUGGUGACUAUAUGGACAUUAACAUCACACCACCGAUGCGGAAGCGAUAUUAGACAUGUAUGUCUCUCACAUAACUUCUCUGUCUUUUUUAUUCUAAUGUAACUCAAUAUCCAGAAUGUCUUUUCCUGUGUCACGAGUGACCCGACUUAAGGAAUAAAUUAAACUUUACGAAUUCCUAUGAA